AUGGCCAUCUCGAUGGCUGACUGUCCGGUGGAAGAAAAAGGCCCCAAGCAGAGUAUGUGGCAUAAACUGGGCCUGCGGAAAUGGCUGGGUCGCGACGAUCGAGAGUCAGGGGAAGACGCCCCCCGCCGUGCCUCUGCCGACUGUCCCAAAGAUAAAGAAAAACAGGAUAAUAUCACUCGUCGAAUCUCACGGAAGGUCGGUGUUGGUCUGCCACGCACAACAACCUUCAAACGACGGAGUUCCGAACAACGCGAUCGCCUCGCUCCCCUCGACCCCGAACCACAACAUCGCCGAGCCCUGUCCGCCGACCGCGAUCCCUUGACUUCACGAUCAAGGUCUCCCCCCGUGGACCCCAGACUUUCCGCGCCCGAGGUACAGUGGAUCGGGCCGCCUGCAACCACGGUCGAGUCACAUUCCGAUCCCGAACCAAAUGUCCAGACACCCGACUGGGCCCCCUAUCCGGACAUGGACGCGGAAUCAGAAUCAGAGCCGGAGAAACUACCGGAGGAAACAUUUGAGUUGGAAUUGGAACAACGAUGGAUUUUGAACCUGAGCAUGCACUUCCGGGACCGGUCAGAGCGAGAGAAGUUCUUCGUGACAUACGCAGAGGCCCCGAACCGAUGGCGACGAGUUACGAUUUCAUGCGAUUACCGCGACGCGCCACCCGACUCGCUGGAACGAGACCUGAAGGAGCUGCGGUACCAGCGCGACAAAUGUGCCCGCAUCUACGAGUCCAUUCGUGAAUCUCUCCUCGAGAUCCAGUUCUAUGAUACUGUCACGAAUCUCAAGCUGGAGACGCUUGACGGCCGCUUGCACGUCCAUGUCACGGAGGAUGUGAACGAAACGAUCCCAUACCCACCUAUUUCCAGCAUUGGUCAUUUAGGGGGCGCUCGAUGCGUCCCUGAACACUUCCUACACUUCGAAUCGCAUCUUUCUGGUUUUGUUUACAAAGUCCAACUCGGUGGACGGGCCUAUAUCAAGAAGGAAAUUCCGGGACCUGACACGGUGGAUGAGUUCCUUUAUGAGAUCAAUGCGUUGCAUGCGCUCAAUGGUGCUCCCAGUGUCAUCCAGGUGGAAGGAAUUGUCGUUGAUGAACGACGAGAUGUGGUCAAGGGCUUGCUGAUCAGCUAUGCUGAACAGGGCGCGCUGGUCGAUAUAUUGUAUGAGCAACGCGGGAAAACGAGCUUUGCGAGACGCGAGCGCUGGGCUAGGCAAAUUGUUCAAGGUCUCUGCGAGAUCCAUGAAUCGGGAUACGUGCAAGGCGACUUUACACUUGCCAACAUUGUGGUGGACGCUUAUGACAAUGCUAAGAUUAUUGAUAUCAACCGCAGAGGAUGCCCCGUGGGCUGGGAGCCACCUGAAAUUGCCGCCAAAAUUGAGAGCAAUCAGCGCAUUUCCAUGUAUAUUGGAGUCAAAACUGAUCUGUAUCAAUUGGGAAUGACCCUGUGGGCAUUAGCGAUGGAGGAGGACGAACCCGAACGACAACCACGACCCCUUUUCCUCGGCGAAGAUGCGAUGGUACCAGAUUACUACCGGCGGAUAGUCGAUAUCUGCUUGAGCCCAACUCCACGACACAGACUCUCCGCGAAAGAACUUCUUUCCAUGUUUCCCUCUGAUCUCCCAACGGCAAGGGCAUCGCCCGCUGUUCAAUCUGUGGAGAUCGUCCCGAAUGACCCCAGGCACAUUCCCAUUAAACAUAACUGGGCUCACCCUCCGGCCUCUGGGAUUGGGCUGUCUCUACCCCGAGGAUUCAUGCGUCAGACCGAUCAAUACUCUUCACAGAAAGAGUUUGCGGACAAUACAUAUAGAGAUCUGCAACAACCAAUCUUCGCUGAUAACAACGACCCUGGAAACCGAUCUACUAUCACACUUGCAGAAUGCAACGGAGAUGCUAGCUAUCCAUCCAAACCAUCUUCUUCAUCUACCUUGAAUCACCACGAACCUCAUGAUCCUCAUGGUUAUAUGGAUGGCCAUCCCAGUCGUGAUUUUGUGCCCGGUUUAUCUCGUGAAAACCCCGAACCAGAGAUUCUUCCGGCUUCGCAGACAACAAUAACACCAACUAGCAAUGAUUUCCACGACUACAAAACGGAAGAGCUAGAGUUGUCAGAUGAGGUCGUCUAUCUUGAUGAUGCUCUUCUGCACGAUCAUCAGACUUUCGCCAACCAACCGUUGACUACCCCGACUCCUGAUCAUCAUCAAACCGACGAACGUGCCUCACACAUCGCUUCUCCGUCCAUUCCGCCUACUGAACCACCUCGAAAAGAUACUGGGAUUCAAUUAUAUGCCAAGGGCACCGACAUCAAGCCAUCGUCGCCAGCACCCUCAUCCGCAGUCCUACCAUCAUCUCUUAUCCUCUCCGCCUUGCCCAUAAAUCCCGCUUUUGGUCCGCCUAGCACUCCCAGCUCUCAACAUACAUCUUUGGUUGAUACCUCAGCUGCGUCCCCACCAAGGAGUAGCGGCGUGGAUCGACCAUUUGCAGGAGUCGUCGGUAUCAAACCUUCCUUCACAACACCACCGCCUACAGCACCAUCUCUAUUCCUCUCUGCUUUGCCCAUGAACCCAUCUCUACGCUACCCUGGGAACUACUUCCCCGAAUCUACCACAACGAUCUCUGUGGCUCCAUCUCUUCCUGAACUACCUAGGCAGGAUGCUGAAGAACCUUUCGCAAAGAAGACUGCCGACAUGCAGCCUUCCGUCAUAACCUCAUCCUCUCUAUUCUCCUCGAAUUUACCUUUGAAUCCUUCCUUAAAGCACCCCGAAGCUUCCUGCAGCAACCUGGUCAUCCCAUCUCAAGCGAACGUCAGCCUACCAUCAAAAGAAGAUAUGGGUCAAUUGUCGACAAACAUUACCAUGGCCAGUGAUGCAUUGAUGGAACCAUAUUCGGCAACCUUACUUUCUCUCUCGGCCUUGCCCAUCAAUCCUGCCAUUGGCCCUUCCUGUGCCUCGUUGGACAAUAUGGUCACUGCAUGUUCCGUAAAUCCACCUCUACCGAAGUUGCCAAAUCGAGAUGUGAAACCGACAUCUGACAAAGUAGCUGAUAUCAUCGAUGUGCCAGCGGCCUCGUAUUCAUCCUCACUCAGCCUCUCAGCCUUACCCAUCAACCCAGCUACGCCUCACCUAGAAGCACCAAGGUCUUUCAGUACCACGUCGUUGACCAGCCCACACUCUAUCAAGACAUCGGAGCCAGAAGAUGCUCCUCAGCCAACCAAAGGGGCCAAUAUCAAACACACAUUGAGAAGAGUACCUGGCUACGAAUCAUCUCUUUUCGUGUCGGCCUUGCCUAUAAACCCUGCUCUGGCAGAGCUCAAUACCAACACCAUCUCGGCUAAUGCAGAGACGGCCCCUCCUGCUCAACUUUCACCCCAAACCAAACCAAGCCCCGGCCAACAGAGCCAAUUAUCAUCCCAUUUCAGCGAAUCGCAACCCAGGAAUUUCAACCUACCCCAAACCAGCUGA
Penicillium antarcticum is the source of this 3456-nucleotide messenger RNA. RefSeq names its product protein kinase family protein. The record is from RefSeq and is a predicted model, not a curated record. Gene Ontology annotation, molecular function: ATP binding; protein serine/threonine kinase activity. NCBI's taxonomy places the organism in Eukaryota, Fungi, Ascomycota, Eurotiomycetes, Eurotiales, Aspergillaceae. The coding region runs from base 1 to 3456 and encodes 1151 amino acids. The transcript has a single exon. Gene Ontology annotation, biological process: intracellular signal transduction; protein phosphorylation.